UGUGAAAACCAAAAUGGAACUUACGAAUGCAAAUGUCAAAAAGGGUACAGAAAGGAAGAAAAUACGUGCUUAGAUAUUGAUGAAUGCCAGGAGACAUCUAAUAGUUCGUGCCCACAGGACUGCGUAAACUAUGCGGGUGACUAUGAGUGCAAAUGUCAAAGUGGCUAUGAAGGGAAUGGAACUACCUGUGAAGAUAUAGACGAAUGCGCAAACAAUGUUGAUGGCUGCGUACAUACAUGUGUAAACACGGACGGAUCAUUUUAUUGCGAAUGCUUCUCUGGUUACAAGUUGAAUACAGACCGCAAGAAUUGCACCAAAGAGAAAGUUAUCAAUGAAUGCCUGCCUCUGAAUUGCUCCGACACUUGUGACGUAAAUAAUGGAACAGCAUCCUGUCAGUGCAAGAAGUUUUACGAACUUGAUUCAACAACAAACAAUACAUGCAUAGCCAUCGAUAAAUGUUCACCAAAUCCUUGUAUAAAUGGCACCUGCCAGGACGAAACCGAUUCCUUUAAAUGUGUAUGUGAAAUCGGAUAUAAACUAGCAAAUGAUAAACUCACAUGUAACCCCUGCGAUACACAUACCUAUGGUUACAACUGCAACAUGACAUGCGGUUGUGUCAAAGGAAGUUGUGAUCCAGUGAAGGGGUGUAUAUGCAACGCCGGUUAUACAGGCGUUAAAUGUGACACCAGAAUAGAUUUUUGUGCUGCAAAUAUUGGCAGCUGUGACAACAAAACUUCGGAAUGUGUUAACGGGGAGCAAAACUAUACAUGUGUCUGCAAACAUGGUUACUUCAAUACUGGAUCUGGAAGUUGUCAAAUUUGUCCUGUGAAGAAGUACGCGAAAGAUUGCGCUUUGACAUGUCCUUGCAGAGAAUCAUGCGACCAUAUCAGUGGAAACUGCACAGAUACAGUCACAACAACACAUAUACCUUCUACUGUAACGACUACGCCAGAAUAUUCAACCAACUCUAUGACUACAAAUCUGACAACAAGCAAUCCAUCAACAGAAUUUUCAACAGACACCCAACCAACUGACCAAAUUUCUUACAACUCCACACAGUAUUCAAUAGCCUCUAUGUCAUCCGAUGUAACAACAAUGGCAUCAACAACUGACCAAACUUCAGGUCCCUCGACACAAUAUUCAUCAUCCCCGAUGUCAUCUGAUGUAACAACAAUGGCACCAUCAACUGACCAAACUUCAGGUCCCUCGACACAAUAUUCAACAGCCUCUAUGUCAUCAGAUGUAACAACAAUCGCACCAUCAACUGACCAAACUUCAGGUCCCUCUACACAAUAUUCAACAUCCUCGAUGUCAUCCGAUGUAACAACAAUCGCACCAUCAACUAACCAAACUUCAGGUCCCUCUACACAAUAUUCAACAUCCUCUAUGUCAUCCGAUGUAACAACAAUCGCACCAUCAACUGACCAAACUUCAGGUCCCUCUACACAAUAUUCAACAUCCUCGAUGUCAUCAGAUGUGACAACAAUCGCACCAUCAACUGACCAAACUUCAGGUCCCUCUACACAAUAUUCAACAUCAUCGAUGUCAUCUGAUGUAACAACAAUCGCAUCAACAACUGACCAAACUUCAGGUCCCUCAACACAAUAUUCAACAUCCUCGAUGUUAUCAGAUGUAACAACAAUCGAAUCAUCAACUGACCAAACCUCAGGUCCCUCUACACAAUAUUCAACAUCAUCGAUGUCAUCUGAUGUAACAACAAUCGCAUCAACAACUGACCAAACUUCAGGUCCCUCAACACAAUAUUCAACAUCCUCGAUGUUAUCAGAUGUAACAACAAUCGCAUCAUCAACUGACCAAACUUCAGGUCCCUCAACACAAUAUUCAACAUCAUCGAUGUCAUCUGAUGUAACAACAAUCGCAUCAACAACUGACCAAACUUCAGGUCCCUCAACACAAUAUUCAACAUCCUCGAUGUCAUCAGAUGUAACAACAAUCGCAUCAUCAACUGACCAAACUUCAGGUCCCUCGACACAAUAUUCAACAUCCUCGAUGUCAUCAGAUGUAACAACAAUCGCAUCAUCAACUGACCAAACUUCAGGUCCCUCUACACAAUAUUCAACAUCCUCGAUGUCAUCAGAUGUAACAACAAUCGCAUCAUCAACUGACCAAACUUCAGGUCCCUCUACACAAUAUUCAACAUCCUCGAUGUCAUCAGAUGUAACAACAGGCGUUGCAUCAACAGACAAAACCACCGCUCCCUCGACACAAUAUUUAACAUCCUCGAUGUCAUCAGAUGUAACAACAAUCGCACCAUCAACUGACCAAACUUCAGGUCCCUCAACACAAUAUUCAACAUCCUCGAUGUCAUCAGAUGUAACAACAGGCGUUGCAUCAACAGACAAAACCACCGGUCCCUCGACACAAUAUUCGACAUCGUCUAUGUCAUCAGAUGUAACAACAGGCGUUGCAUCAACAGACAAAACCACCGGUCCCUCGACACAAUAUUCAACAUCGUCUAUGUCAUCAGAUGUAACAACAGGCGUUGCAUCAACAGACAAAACCACCGCUCCCUCGACACAAUAUUUAACAUCAUCGAUGUCAUCAGAUGUAACAACCAAUACUGCAUCAGCAGACAAAACCACCGCUCCUUCGACACAAUAUUCAACAUCGUCUAUGUCAUCAGAUGUAACAACAAUCACUGCAUCAACAGAGAAAACUACACGUCCCUCAACAUCCUCUAUGUCAUCAGAUGUAACAACAAUGGCACCAUCAACAAAGACCUUACAAACCACGGCGGCAAGUCUUUCAUCCACUGCUGCCCAGGGCACAAGUUUUACAACAUCCGUGACGAAUGGAACCAAUGCAGCUUCAACAUCUACUUCUCCAACUCAAACCACAUUUUACCAAACCUCUACUUUGUCGACUUUAAAUCCUACAACAAAAUACACAACGAAGAUACCGACACAAACAACAACAAAAUAUUGUCCCCCAUCAGCAUUGCUCCAACACAAUGAAGCACGAGACUUUUAUGGUUUCCGAUCACCAUACAUUUGCCCGUCAAUUGAUAUCAACGUAGGACAAAGAAGACUGAAUUGCUUUCACAUCUACGCUGGUGGAUAUUUAUCAGAUAAUAUCAGAAGAGAUACUAGGCUCAGCUACGAGCCGCAUAGUUUAUCUGACGAUACAGACUAUGUUAUUGCUCCAUACUGGGCAGACCUUUGGAAUGAGUUUAAGCAAGUUAAAUACAGCAUUUAUGAAAAUUACACAACAAAUGGAAUAAAUAGCAAUGUAUCGAAUAAACUGACAGAAAUUGAUGCAAAAAUUAAAAUGUAUGCAAAUAUUAAUAAUUUCCAAUCUAUUUGGGCACUUUUGGUUACAUGGGAAAAUAUACGACAUUAUUCUCUAAUAGGAACAACAGAGGGAAGCAAUCCAGGAAUUACAUUCCAAAUGUUACUGGUCACAGACGGCUACUCAACCUAUUUGCUUUAUUUCUACAAACCUUGUGAAAUGGAUAUGAAAAUUGAUGUGAAGGCAUUGAUGGGCUUUAACUUGGGCGGUAACAAGCGUUUCACGCAUAAAGACUCACUGAAGACGAAUAGUUUGGUAAAUAUAGAUAUAAAGGAAGGAAAUACAGGUGAGAUUGGCGUAUGGUUCUUUGAUUUGAACGGUCGAUAUCAAAGAACUUCCAAACUAAGUUGUCUCAAAUGGUAUGCCGAAGAUGAAGGUGUCUCAAGACUUAAUACCUGCCCAUGUUCGAUCUGGCAAGCUUUGACAGAUUUCCGAUUCUUCUAUGAAUCGGGGAGCGAUUGCUUCUUUUCAAUAACAUCUCCAUCAGUGAAAUGUUGUUAUCCGUUAUGGUGGCGAAGGCCUUGGCUUUCAUAUGGUGUUCAUCAGAGAUAUAAUUACUUCUUCAAUUAUGGAAGAUGGCUUGAGGGCGAUGACCAACCGUUUAUAGACUGCUGUGAGAAAAACAAUAUGUGUUACCUUUACAGGCAGAGAAGACCUAGAAAUUACUGUUGGGGUUACAGGAGUCCCUUCAGAGCUUGGAUGUUUGGCGAUCCUCAUAUUCAAACUCUCGAUGGUCUGAAAUACUCCUUUAAUGGUUUGGGUGAAUAUACCUUAAUAAGAGUACAAAAUAAAACCACAGACAUAAAUAUGCUAGAAAUUCAAGCAAGGACCGCCCAGGCGAAAAAUUCAAAUGGUACUCUGAUUAACGCCACAAUAUUUUCAGCUUUUGCAAUGAAAGACUUCAUUACCAAUGCCUCUGCACAGGUUGAACUAGCUACUGAUGAAAAGACUUUGGUCAUCUACCACAAUGGUAUUGACAAAACAUCUGAGUUCCAAAGUGUUUCUGACUAUAGGCUGAUUGACUCCGACUUGUUCAUUACCAGAAAGAAUGACAGCAAAGAUAACCAGUCGGUGUCUCUAACAUUCACAUCUGGUGUUGAUGUAUCAGUGACGGUUGGUAUUCGCAUGCUUACUGUAACCGUGAGUUUACCAGAAGGCUAUAAAAAUACUACGCUAACCAGCGGUCUUAUGGGAGUGUAUAAUGAUGACAAGAAGGAUGAUCUCACAACACCAAAUGGGACUGUAUUGCCUGAGACUUCUAGUGAAAGGGAUAUCUUUUAUAAGUUUGGUCAACGCUGGGCUAUAAAUACUUCACUGUUUAAAUAUCAGAAGGGUUUUUCAAAUGCUGACUAUACCGACACUUCUUUCGUUCCCCUUUUUAUUGAUAAAACCUCUGCGAUUUACAACAAAUCUUUAGAGAUAUGUAAAGCAGAUGACAACGCUUGCAUUUAUGACUACAUAGCAACUGGUGAUGAAAGUAUUGCUAAAGCAACUGAAUCCCUUGAUAAGGAAGCUACAGCUGACUUCCAAGCUGCAAGAAACACAGCCCCUGAAAUUUCUGGUGAAGAAACUGUUAAAAUAAAUAUAAAUGAAACAGCCACUGCCAUUCUCAAUGUCACAGAUGCUGAAAAUAAUACUAUCACAAUCGAGAAGCAACAAGGUGGCGAGUAUUUUAAUUUCAGUAAAAGUGGAUCCGAUAUUACAUUAUCAAUAUAUUUGAUGCAUUCAAAUGCAGUUAAUAUCAGCAUUGUUGCUCAAGAUGACAAAAAUGCUUCUUCUGCCGAAUUCGUUAUGAGUAUUGUGCUAUGCAGUGGAUGUUCUAAUCACGGAAGCUGCAGAGAAGAUAACCCUGUAAUUAGAACAGAAAACUUUAUUCUGCAGUCAUGUGACUGCAAUGAAGAAUAUGCUGGUGAUAACUGUGAAGAUGACUUUGAUGGAUGCAGCGGUAAUCCUUGCCCUGGAGUAGGAAAAUGUCAAGACUUAAAACCAGAUGAGCACAAAGCCCAAAAUACAUCUUUCCGAUGUGAUUGUCCACAGGGCUACGUAUUAAACAACGCAACAUCUCGUUGUCAAGAUGAAAAUGAAUGCCUUAAGAAUAAACCCUGUGAACACAAUUGUACAAAUAACGAGGGCAGCUUCAAAUGUUCGUGCCAGUCUGGUUAUCAACUUGUUAAUAAUACACGAUGUGAAAAUAUCGAUGAAUGCAGUCUCAACAUUCAUAAUUGCAAACAAUUGUGUAAUGAUACCGAAGGUAGUUACACCUGUUAUUGCUACGAGGGAUAUAUAAUACAAAGCAAUGGAAGCUGUACACAGAAAAGUAUUUCAAGUAUCUCUGUUUGUUUUAACAAAUGCAAUGGAACUGCUGGGUGUCGAGUGGUGAACGGACAACCUGUGUGUUUUUGUAAUAGCGGUUACAUUUUAAAAGAUAAUUCCGCUUGUGUUGAUAUCGAUGAAUGUAAGCAGACACCCUGUGAAGGUACAUGUACUAACCUUAAUGGCACAUUUGAAUGUAGCUGUCCUCCCGGGAAAAAGGUGUUCCAAUCAACUAAAUGUGUUGAAUGUGAUGAAAAUCAUUUUGGUGACAAAUGCGAAGGAGAUUGUAACAUAUGUAACGAGAAAUCAACUGAAAGAUGUGAUAAAGUAAGUGGAUGUAUCUGCAAUGAAGGUUGGAAAGGUAGCACAUGCGAAGCAGAUAUUAAUGAAUGUCUAAACGCAAGUGUCUGCUCUGCCAAUGAAGAUUGUAAAAACCAAAAUGGAACUUACGAAUGCAAAUGCCAAUCAGGGUACAAAAAGGAAGAAAAUAAGUGCGUAGAUAUUGAUGAAUGCCAGGUGACAUAUAAUAAUUCGUGCCCACAAGACUGCGAAAAUCAUGCGGGUGGCUUUGUGUGUAAAUGCCGAAGUGGCUAUAAAGAGACUGGAAAUAUUUGUAAAGAUAUAGACGAAUGUGCAAACAAGGUUGAUGGCUGCGUACAUACAUGUAAAAACACGGACGGAUCAUUUUAUUGCGAAUGCUACUCUGGUUACAAGCUGGAUAUAGACCGCAAGAAUUGCACCAAAGUGAAAGUUAUCGAGAAAUGCCAGAGUCUGAAUUGCCCCGACACUUGUAACGUAAAUAAUGGAACAGCAUCCUGUCAGUGCAAGAGGUUUUAUGAACUUGAUCCAGCAACAAACAAUACAUGCAUAGCUAUCGAUAAAUGCUCACCAAAUCCUUGUUCAAAUGGCACCUGCCAGACCGAUGCCGAUUCCUUUAAAUGUAUAUGUGAAAUCGGAUAUAAACUAGCAAAUGAUAAGCUCACAUGUAAACCCUGCGAUACAUAUACCUAUGGUUACAACUGCAACAUGACUUGCGGUUGUGUCAAAGGAAGUUGUGAUUCAGUGAAGGGGUGUAUAUGCAACGCCGGUUAUACAGGCGUUAAAUGUGACACCAGAAUAGAUUUUUGUGCUGCAAAUAUUGGCAGCUGUGACAACAAAACUUCGGAAUGUGUUAACGGGGAGCAAAACUAUACAUGUGUCUGCAAAGAUGGUUACUUCAAGACUGAAUCUGGAAGAUGUCAAAUUUGUCCUGAGAAGAGGUAUGGGAAAGAUUGCUCUUUAACAUGCCCUUGCAGUGAAUCAUGUGACCAUAUCAGUGGAAACUGCACAGAUGAUAAAACCACGGAAAAUCCCACAGUACCAACAACAGAAGUUGAUAAAACCACGGAAAAUCCCACAGUACCAACAACAGAAGUUUUCUCCUACUCUGUUACCAUUUGGAUCAAUAUGACUUUCAUUGCUAAUCUAAAAGACAAACUAAAACAAGUGUUGUUCGAAGAAUAUACAAAAAGUAUGAGUAAUGUGCUGGACGUUAUCAUAAAUGAUAUCAGAAACGGCUCUGUUAUUGUCGAUCAUACUGUUAAAACCUCAUAUGAGUCACUAGAUGCUCUGAAUAAAACAUUGGAAACUAUCGAAAGUGGUGGACUGGUUGUUGGAAAUGUUACUUAUUUUGCAAAAGCAGUCUCACUAGAGAGAAUAUACGCUAGUACAACCCCGGAUAUGACGACAGUGGGAGGGACAAAAGAAGAUUCCGAUUUUACUAUCGCUCUUGUCUUGGGAAUUCUUGCGGGAGUUAUAUUUCUUCUCCUACUUCUACUUUGUUACUCGUUUAAACGGAAAAGGCAACACUCUAAAAGUAUCACGAAAACUUUUGAUCGCGUACAAGUAGAUAGAAUUCGUGCAGAAAGCAGUCGACGUACAAAGGUAGAGAGGAACGAUAUAGAAAAAGAUAUCGGAGAGUACGUUGAAAUUGAACUAAGUCCUUCUUCGAACAAAUACACGAACAUUAGCACGUUUGUAAAAGAAGAUAAACGUUCCGAAGAAAUCGAUCCAAAUUUGGAGAAAAAGAAUAUAUAUGUUAACGAAGAUUUCCAGGAGUACGUGGAAAUUACACCCGGACCUUCUUCGAACACAUACACGAGAAUUGGCACGUUUGUAAAAGAAGAUAAACGUUCCGAAGAAAUCGAUCCAAAUUGGGAGAAAAAGAAUAUAUAUGUUAACGAAGAUUUCCAGGAGUACGAGGAAAUUACACCCGGAUUUAAUUCGAAGAAACUCUCAAGAGAGAAAUCAGUUUUAAAAGAAGAUGCAUAUUACCAUGAAAUCGAUCCAGAUUGGAAGUCAAAGUGUGUAGCUAUUAAGAAAAGUAUCGAAGAGUGAGAGGCAAUUCCACAAAAUUUCAAGAUCAAGAGACCAAAUAUCCAAUCAGACCAAAGUCCUUCCACCCAACUGGAUAUGGACAAGACAACCAAGUUUUAAACUUACAGCAAUCAAUUUGUUUAGUUUUAAUAUUUUUUUCUUAAAUAGUGUGAAUUUUUAAAAUAAUUAUUAAAAUAAAAUUAGGUAUAAUUUUUAAGGCAAAAUACCAAAAUAUUUUCUUGUAUCAGAACAAAAGUUUAGUGAACCUUUCAACCUAUGCAUGUAGAUGUGUACCUAUGCAGGUAGAUGUGUAAAAUACUACAAAAAAUUAAUAAAUGCCUAAUAAAUAACAAAUAUUAGUAAACUUACCAUAAAUUGGUUUAUCUAUCUAGAUGUAAAUCUUUCUUCUGUUCACAAUUUCAAUACUUUCUCAAAAUGUACGUAUAUCUACUUCGUUAGACGAUAAACUUCACAUAAUUAAAACACAUCUAUUUGCUUCCUAUUAUAAAUUUUCUGAAGAAAUAUGUUGACCUUAGUAAAAACAGUUCAUUAAAUUGCUUUUCUCUUUUUAGUCGGAGAUAAAGGGAGCAUUCAAUCAAAAUUGGGCUACAGGCAUUUGGAAUACACUAGUAAAAUAUGAUUUUUACUAAGCCCUUUAUUAUACUCAUUUUAAGUGGAUUGGUCAGAAAGUAAUGCAAAUUUUAGUUCCACUAAUUCUUGAUCUACUCUCGAAAUAGUGUUCAUUGCUUCGUUGUUUCAGGCGUGGCUGUGUCAUAAGAAGAUUACUUACCAGGACCCUGAUUCUGGAUUCAGUCCCACUGUGUGACAUGUUGGGCAAGCGUAUUCUACUUUAGCCUCCGGCUGAAUAAAUUCUUGUUAGUAGAUUUUGUAGAUGGAAACUGAAAGAAGCACGUUGUAUACACACACACCACACAC
Octopus sinensis (East Asian common octopus) is the source of this 8913-nucleotide messenger RNA. Its product is annotated as mucin-4-like. Gene Ontology annotation, molecular function: calcium ion binding. The record is from RefSeq and is a predicted model, not a curated record. Gene Ontology annotation, cellular component: membrane. Lineage: Eukaryota; Metazoa; Mollusca; Cephalopoda; Octopoda; Octopodidae. The transcript is spliced from 49 exons. The annotation marks the transcript as partial. Gene Ontology annotation, biological process: cell communication; cell-matrix adhesion.